Messenger RNA from Cryptococcus deneoformans JEC21, 2826 nucleotides. RefSeq lists its product as hypothetical. Gene Ontology annotation, molecular function: zinc ion binding; sequence-specific DNA binding. Bases 73 to 2676 code for a protein of 867 amino acids. The record is from RefSeq and is a predicted model, not a curated record. Gene Ontology annotation, biological process: regulation of DNA-templated transcription. Lineage: Eukaryota; Fungi; Basidiomycota; Tremellomycetes; Tremellales; Cryptococcaceae. The transcript is spliced from 4 exons.
CUGUUGUCGUUUAUUCAAAUUUGCUGUUGACCACUCUUUUCCCAACGGCCCUCGUAAUCAUAUAACUAAGAAAUGGCUCCGUCACCAGGGAAGAUACAUCAACUUCCAGUCAAGGUGCUGUAUAGCCUCGACACUUCUCCCCAUUCCUAUGUAACGGUACUCAACAAUCUUCAAGAAGUUUACGUCCAUUAUGAUGUUGGAGCAGGAUCUGAUCCGAAUCGGAGAGAAGAAUUGAUGGGUAGCUGCUUUUUGAAAGGCGUUGCUAGAGCCAUUUGUUUUGCCAGUCCGGAAUGUAUACCAAAUCAAGCUUCACUUGAUUUUUCAGUAUACAACCUCGAUCCUUCCCGAAGGUCACCAGCUCCACGCGCUUUUGCUCCUUCAGAGGAGUCUACUUCGUGGACAGGCCGAGGCUUUUUAUCGUGGGCGCUCUCUGAAACUUCACCGGGUUCGACGAUCGUCAAGGGGCGUUUGACCCAGGAUUACGAGUUUUCAUGCUCCCAAUUUACUCCAGAAGGCGGACUUGAAGGUCUUGUGGCCGCUGCCAAUGCAGGUCCACAAUCAAGAGAAGAUGAUGGCAGAGGAUGGGGACUCGAGGUCAGCAUAUCUUUGCGACAAGUGAACCCCGAGGGCAAGGCAGAAUUCAAGGGGCGUAAGGAGUUUGAAGAGUCUCUGGCGAAAGGCACUGGUACUGCAGGAAGUCCGGCGAGCACGCCCGGAAUUUUGAGUUCUCCAGCUGUGCGGAAAUUUGCCAGUCAACAGAAUGUUGGCAGACAAGUGCCUGUUGGACAGUCAAAGGAAAAGGUCCAUUCGCAAGCACAGUCUCAAGCCCAGCCGCAAAAUAGUGGCCCAAGUCAAGGCCAAAACCAAUCUCAACGACAGUCACAGACGAUCGAAAGGCUUCAGAGCCAAACCGGAUCUUCAAGCAGACCGACAUCUUCAAUGGGCAAUCGAACCUCGUCUUCCGGUAUACCACCAUCAUCUUUUCCUGGUGACCCCACGUCCUCAAAUUCAAAUCAGCUUUCAAGCCGUGCAUCAUCUACCAUUCCACCGCCUCCACCGCCUCCCCAACGCCAGUCCACCACCAAUCCUCAAAAUGCUCCCACCUUUGCGGAGAGCAGUGCGACGGCUGCUGCCCGUUCUCGCCAAGUCACCCCACCCCCAUCACUUCGUUCAAAAUCUCCUCCUCCAUCAACUCCAUCUCGUAAACAUCUUCACGCUCUUCUUCGUGCAGACGGGAUGAUGUCACCCGAACUCGCCCGCCACUUAGCGUCAAAUCCGACAUUGAGGAAUCUGUUGAAAGCCGUGCCGAAUAAUUCAAAUAUGUUUACCCAACUGAGAAGCUUUUCAGGUUUGAUGGGCGAUAAGGGAAAGAAGGAUGAAAUUGGACAAGGGGCCGGCAGUGGUGCUGCUGGAACGAGGAAUAGAGAGGCAGAAGUUGAAAGAGAGGAUUCACCUACAGAACCCACAACUCCAACACCGAGCUUGCCACAGCCGAACACACCGUUGACGGUAACACAAAACAGGUCAGCAGCAGCAGGCGCACAGGGUGGUGGGUGCUGUAAUUGCGGUACAAUGCAAUCUGAUUGCUGGAGGAUUCGGAAGAUGAAAGACGGGCCACCUAGAAAAGUUUGCGAUGAUUGCGGGGUGUACUUCAACGAACACAAGAAAAUGCGACCUCCUGAAUUGUGGAAUCCCAAACUUGCUGCAAUUAAUGGUCUAGGACGAAGUCAGACUGCUGGGCCAUCGUCGACCGCGGGCAAAAGCACUAAUGCACCGGACCAUAAACGCCGAGGACACAGUCAUGACCUGUUCUCGGAUGGUCCUGCCUCUGGGCUACGUUCUUCUCCUCGUUUAAAGCGGCGUUCGUCUUCAGACCAUCCACCUUCAUCUUCACAUUCCCAUUACAACACUCGGUCUCAUCCACCUCAACCUCCUCCCCAUACCCUCCCAUCACAGGCACAUAGUGCCCAUGGCCGUGGAGCUGGGGGCAGUGACGCUGGAGGACAUACGCCCAGCUCAUCAAGUAUGACCGGUCAUCCGAUGGAGAGCCCACGGAAGAGGUAUAAACCCAAGACUGGUGUUGUACCGAGCCCGAGAAUGGCGACAAGAGCUAGUACACGAGCGAGUGUGGGUACGCCGUCAGACUUUUCGAGCGAGGUGUUUGGCUUUUCGCCGAGGACCAUUAUGGGGGAGAAUAAUGUACAUGGACAUGGUCACUCCCAUGGAAGUGGGUAUGGAAGCACGAGUAGCACGCCUCAUCCUGCACCUACACCUUCAUCACAGGCCAACCCGACCCCAAAUCCCUCGCACCCCACGCCCAACCCCGCGCAUCCUGUCUCAAAUGGAUCACACCCGACACCCAACCCUUCACAUGUUACGCCUGACCCCAACCCGACUCAGCCACCGGCUCAUUCGCAACCCCAAACACAUCGACCGCAAUCCCAAGGACCAUCUGAUCUUGAUCCGGAGUUUGACAUUAAUGCGUUCCUGUCGUCGAUGGAUACUUCAACCAUUGGUGUGGACAAUUUUGAUCUAAAUAGCCUGUUCACCGGAAAUGAUGGACAGGAGUUGAAUGGGGAGCUAAAUCAGGAGAUAAUGGACUUAUUAGCAGGUUGGGAAGAGAACGCAGAUGGGCAAGGACAGGAGCAAGGGCAGAGCGAGGCGCGGGCGACUUAAUUCGAGGGAGCUGCGUGUAGGGUCAUAACAGCUUUCUCCCAUGUGGAUCAUUUUUACGAUAUACUUACUGUACGGAAAGUCACAUGUACAAGAUUGGUGAAGUGUUGUUUUGUUUGUUCGAACGGGUGCGAUGCAUAGCGUACAGACAUG